Messenger RNA from Polypterus senegalus (gray bichir), 1959 nucleotides. It is a transcript of the gene gpib, whose product is annotated as glucose-6-phosphate isomerase b. Gene Ontology annotation, molecular function: monosaccharide binding; glucose-6-phosphate isomerase activity; carbohydrate derivative binding. The transcript has 18 exons. The record is from RefSeq and is a predicted model, not a curated record. NCBI's taxonomy places the organism in Eukaryota, Metazoa, Chordata, Cladistia, Polypteriformes, Polypteridae. Gene Ontology annotation, cellular component: cytosol. Gene Ontology annotation, biological process: glycolytic process; glucose 6-phosphate metabolic process; gluconeogenesis. The coding region runs from base 1 to 1671 and encodes 556 amino acids.
AUGGCAUCAGGAGGCCUCACCAGCGACCCAAACUUCCAGAAAUUGGAGCAGUGGUACAAGGCUAACGGCGCAGCUCUAAACUUGAGACAGUUAUUUGACAGUGACCAUGACCGGUUCAAGAAGUUCAGCACUACUCUGCAGACUAGUGAUGGAGACAUCCUCAUUGAUUAUUCAAAGAAUCUCAUCACUGAGGAGGUUAUGAAGAUGCUAGUUGAGCUGGCAAAGUCCCGGGGUGUGGAGAAAGCCAGAGAGCGAAUGUUCACUGGAGAGAAAAUUAACUUUACAGAGAAUCGAGCUGUACUACACAUUGCUCUGAGAAACCGCUCCAACACUCCUAUCCUUGUUAAUGGCAAAGAUGUAAUGCCUGAAGUUAACAAUGUCUUGGAGAAGAUGAAGAAAUUUUGCCAGAAAGUUCGUAGUGGAGACUGGAAGGGUUACACUGGAAAAGCCAUUACUGAUGUUGUCAAUAUUGGUAUUGGUGGGUCAGAUCUGGGGCCCUUGAUGGUGACGGAAGCGCUGAAACCUUAUUCUAAGGGAGGUCCCAAAGUUUGGUUUGUUUCCAACAUAGAUGGCACUCACAUGGCCAAGACUCUUGCUGAACUUAAUCCUGAGACUACCCUGUUCAUUAUUGCUUCCAAGACCUUCACCACUCAGGAGACCAUUACUAAUGCGGAGUCUGCCAAAGAGUGGUUCUUGCAGGCAGCAGUGGAUAAAUCAGCUGUUGCGAAGCACUUUGUAGCUCUGUCAACCAAUGCUCCCAAAGUAAAGGAUUUUGGCAUUGACACCAACAAUAUGUUCGAGUUUUGGGAUUGGGUUGGUGGCCGUUAUUCCUUGUGGUCUGCUAUUGGUUUGUCUAUUGCCCUCCAUAUUGGUUUUGAAAAUUUUGAACAACUUUUGAGUGGUGCACAUUGGAUGGAUAAUCACUUCCACAAUACACCACUGGAUAAAAACGUCCCAGUGUUGUUGGCCCUUCUUGGGGUCUGGUAUAUCAACCUUUUUGGUGCUGAAACCCAUGCCUUGCUACCUUAUGACCAGUAUAUGCAUCGUUUUGCUGCUUACUUCCAGCAGGGCGACAUGGAAUCCAAUGGAAAAUACAUUACAAGCCAAGGAACCCGAGUGAAUUACAACACAGGGCCUAUUGUUUGGGGAGAGCCUGGAACAAAUGGACAACAUGCCUUCUAUCAGCUUAUCCAUCAAGGAACACGUAUGGUGCCUGCUGAUUUCCAUAUCCCUGUUCAGAGCCAACAUCCAAUCAGGAACAAUCUUCAUCAUAAGAUUCUUUUGGCCAAUUUCCUGGCUCAGACAGAAGCCCUGAUGAAAGGAAAGACCUCAGAAGAAGCACGUAAAGAGCUUGAAGGAGCUGGAUUAAGUGGCAAAGCACUGGAGAAGUUGCUGCCUCAUAAGGUGUUUGAAGGAAAUCGGCCAACAAAUUCAAUUGUCUUUAAGAAGCUGACACCCUUCAUUUUAGGUGCACUGAUUGCCAUGUAUGAACAUAAGAUCUUUGUUCAAGGAGUCAUUUGGGAUAUCAACAGCUAUGACCAGUGGGGUGUGGAACUCGGCAAACAGUUGGCUAAGAAAAUUGAACCAGAGCUUGUGGAUGCCAGCGAGGUGACCUCCCAUGACUGCUCAACCAAUGGGCUUAUCAGCUUUAUCAAGAAAAACAGUGCCUGAGCUGUUGACCCCACAGCUGUCCUUCACUGAAUUGACUACAGAAUCCACAAGCCUGUGUUGCUGUAACUGCUUGUUUAGCCAUAAAGACCUGAAGCACUUUACGUUUGUAGUCACUUUCAUGUUUGUGUCAUGUGAGUGUCACUCUGUCUCUGUGAAUUGUGUGCCUAGGCAUUGCUAGAGUGUUUUCUCUUUGGAGUUGUCCAAUAUGCAGUUUUAAUAACCACAAGUUCCCCGGUUCACUCUUCAAAUUACAGCUGGUUACCAAAAUAAAUGUUUACUCAAAAAAUA